GAAGACAAGGAUCCGGAGGGAAGGAGGGGCAGAGGCGGCCAGAUAAAGUAGCUCAAAGCCCAGCUUCCUGAACGUUGCGGAGGGUCUGGGGAACGGACCGUGUCCCGGGACAUCGCUACUUUCUGGGGCUGAACUGCAGGAUGGGUUCACCCGAAGACGAUUACAGUUUUGUUUUUAAAGUGGUUCUGAUCGGAGAGUCCGGCGUGGGGAAGAGCAACCUUUUGUCUCGUUUCACUCGCAACGAGUUUAACCACGACAGUCGGACCACAAUCGGUGUCGAGUUCUCCACGCGGACUGUGAUCAUUGAGGGCGUGCCUGUGAAGACCCAGAUCUGGGACACGGCGGGACUGGAACGCUACCGAGCCAUCACUUCCGCGUAUUACCGGGGGGCAGUGGGAGCGCUCCUGGUAUACGACAUCACCAAGCACUUGACCUACGAGAGUGUGGAGCGCUGGCUGAACGAGCUGCUCGACCAUGCGGACAACAAGCUGGUGGUCAUGCUGGUGGGGAACAAGACUGACCUCAGCGAGAUCCGAGCUGUCCCCAUUGAGGAGGCCAAGUCUUUUGCAGAGAAACAUGAGAUGCUGUUCAUGGAGACUUCUGCCCUCGACUCAACCAAUGUGGAGCUCGCCUUUCAGACGGUGAUCACAGAAAUCUUCCACCGGCGUGCCCAGAAUCGAGGCAACAAGCAAGUGAUCAACAGUGUUUCUAUCAGCGCCAACAGCUUCUCCAACGAGGGAGCCUCAACAGAGGUCGCGACCAAGAAGCCUUGCUGUCAAAACAUCUGAUCUGCCGCUGGACGCCGAUUCUAAGCCCUCGGGAUCCUGCAUUGUUUUGUAUAUUAUCCGCUCCCAGACAUCCCCCCUGAGCCCUGUCCCGCUCCAACCAGCCAACCCCUCCCUCCCGCACUCCACCGUCAUGGGAGGCCCACUGGCAUCGUGGUUGGGGACUAUGCGGUUGGCAUCAAUCAGACUUGCCCAACCCAACCUUGCCUGCCCACCUUGUGAAGGCUCCGUGUGGGGCCAGCAACAGUGCCCGUGCCCACCAGUGGGCAGACCCAAAUGGCUGCCCAGCCCCUGGUAGGCACAUCCCUGCUUUGUAGUCUGAGACUCUGCCUCGGAAGGGGUAGGAGUGUCCCAACUUUGUCAGAGUCAAUGGAGGUGGGAGCGCCACAUUAACAGGAUAUUGGGAAAGGGGCUGCUUGGGAAUUAGACUGGCGUCAAUACUUGCUACCUGGAUUCAUUCUGAGGGUCCCUCUCACUGUUGGCCGUGAGGGUCCCAGCUCCAUCGAUUAUUCAGCCAUCUUCACCCAGUUCCUCGUUAAAAUGGGCCCCAGACAACCCACUACCCCCAGCUCCCGACACAAUCCCAUUCAGACGGCACUUGCAUGGGAGUUAGUUCAUAGGGAGUGCUCUGUGAUUGUUGUCAAUGCACCUUACUGGGACAGUGUAGAGCGAGCUUUCCUCUGUAUCUAACCCCGUGCUGUACCUGUCCUGGGAGUGUUUGAUGGGGACAGUGUAGAGAGAGCUUUACUCUGUAUCUAACCCCGUGCUGUACCUCUCGUGGGUGUAUUUGAUUGGGACAGUGUAGAGGGAGCUUUACUCUGUAUCUAACCCUGUGCUGUACCUGUCCUGGGAGUGUUUGAUGGGGGCGGUGUAGAGGGAGCAGACUUCCUCUGAACCGCCUGGGAGUUGGGUACGGUGAUAUGGGAACCGGAGACACGUCCCCCACCUGUCUUCACCAGAACUUGCCGAAACCCUUGCUGCAGUUGUGUGAGACAAAGGUGGCCCAUGGAACCCUUGUUGUGCGGGGAGGCAGGAUAGUGAGUGUUCGUGAGGGGAGUUCAGGGUGCCCUGGUGAGGAGUGGAGUGGGCUGGGAAGGAAAGUGAUUCUUAGCUCUUCAAUCGGUAGCAGGAGCUUCCACGUUGGGGUAAAUACCCCAAGCGUUGCCUGUACAGUAUGUGGCGGCCAAUGGGAAUGAAAGAUAUUGGUUAAGGGAGAUGGUGAAGCCCUCUUGACCCCAGGUCAUGUGCCACUAACCAGGUGGCUCAUUGGCAAAGACUGUCAAAGUUCCUCCCAGCGCAUACAAUCCCAGUUCCGGGUAGCAAUAAUGGAAUUUUGACACCUCAGCCUGGAUGUCCCCAUCCGGAGCUGUCCGGAAUGACGACGGGGAGGAUUCAAAUGUUAGUGUACGUUUGGCGAUGUUUCAAUGGGUGGCCAUUUUCAAAAAAUAAAUCAAAUAAAGGGGAUUUCUUCUCA
Carcharodon carcharias (great white shark) is the source of this 2259-nucleotide messenger RNA. RefSeq names its product ras-related protein Rab-25-like. The transcript has 5 exons. Bases 141 to 788 code for a protein of 215 amino acids. The record is from RefSeq and is a predicted model, not a curated record. Gene Ontology annotation, molecular function: GTP binding; GTPase activity. Gene Ontology annotation, biological process: exocytosis. Gene Ontology annotation, cellular component: recycling endosome. Lineage: Eukaryota; Metazoa; Chordata; Chondrichthyes; Lamniformes; Lamnidae.